Messenger RNA from Gastrolobium bilobum, 2859 nucleotides. RefSeq names its product probable LRR receptor-like serine/threonine-protein kinase At3g47570. The record is from RefSeq and is a predicted model, not a curated record. Gene Ontology annotation, molecular function: protein kinase activity; ATP binding; protein binding. The transcript has 4 exons. Gene Ontology annotation, biological process: protein phosphorylation. Bases 1 to 2859 code for a protein of 952 amino acids. NCBI's taxonomy places the organism in Eukaryota, Viridiplantae, Streptophyta, Magnoliopsida, Fabales, Fabaceae.
AUGUAUCUUGGAAAUAAUCCACUUGCUGGUUCCAUACCAUCAACAAUCUUCAACAACUCAAUGCUGCAAGAUAUUGAACUUGGCUCGAGUAAUUUAUCUGGCAGUCUUCCAUCAAAUCUAUGCCGUGAACUUCCAAAAAUCCAAGUACUUUAUCUAAGUUUCAACCAGUUAUCAGGUAAAAUGCCAUCUGUUUGGCAUCAUUGCAAAGAAUUGACAGAUGUAGACUUAUCAAAUAAUAGGUUCAGCAGAGGAAGCAUACCUGCUGAUAUUGGAAACUUAACUACGCUUGGCUCCUUAUAUCUUCAUGAGGACAACUUGGAAGGAGAAAUUCCAUCAUCUCUUUUUAACAUAUCUUCACUGAGAGUACUCAGCCUUCAAGAAAAUAAGUUGAACGGUAGCCUAACAGAAGAGAUGUUUCAUCAGCUUCCUUUACUAGAGGUCUUUUCUUUGGCUGAUAAUCAAUUUGUGGGAAGCAUUCCAAAAUCUAUUAGCAAUUGUACGAUGCUUCAAGAACUAUAUUUGAGUGACAACUCUUUCGCAGGUUCUAUACCCGAGGAGAUUGGUGAUCUUCCUAUACUUGGGACUCUAAGUUUGGGAAAUAACCAAUUAAGUGGAUCUAUUCCCUCGAGUAUCUUUAACAUGUCAUCACUGAGUUACAUGUCUCUGGCAAAUAAUUCCCUCUCAGGAUUUCUUCCAUUGCAUAUCAACCUAGAAGACUUGGAAGAACUAAACUUGUCUGAAAACCAACUUGGUGGAAAAAUUCCAAGCAGCAUCUCCAAUGCGUCUAAGCUUAAUUAUGUGGAUUUGAGUGUGAAUAAGUUCAAUGGAGUUAUCCCAAAUGCUCUUGGGAAUUUGGGAGACCUUCAGUGGCUUGAAGUAGCAUACAAUAAUUUAACUACUGAUGCUUCCACUAUUGAAUUAAGCUUCCUUAGUUCUUUGAAUUUUCUUCAAAUAUCAGGGAAUCCAAUGCAUGGAAACCUUCACAAAUCAAUUGGAAAUAUGUCCAAUUUGGAACAGUUCAUUGCAGAUGCUUGCAGCAUUGAUGGUAAAAUCCCAUUGGAAAUUGGAAAUUUAAGCAACCUGUUUAUACUAAGUUUGUACCAGAAUGAUUUAAGUGGACCAAUUCCAACAACAAUCAAGGGUUUGCAUUCUCUUCAAUAUUUGAGUCUUGGAAACAACCAACUACAGGGAACCAUCAUUGAUGAACUUUGUGUAAUCAACCGGCUGAGUGAGUUGUAUAUAACUGAAAAUAAGCUAAUUUCUGGUGUGAUCCCAGCAUGCUUUGGUAAUCUUACUUCUCUAAGAAAGCUUUACUUGAACUCUAACAAACUGAAUCAUGUGCCCUCGUCCCUUUGGAGUCUCAAAGACAUUCUAGAGGUGAAUUUAUCCGACAAUGCUUUAACUGCAUUUCUUCCACUUGAUAUUGGGAACUUAAAGGCUGUUAUAUUGUUGGAUAUAUCAAAGAAUCAGAUUUCAGGAAGCAUUCCUACUGCCAUUGCUGGAUUGCAAAAUUUGCAAACACUCAACUUGGCACAUAAUAAAUUGCAAGGGAACAUUCCUGAUUCAGUUGGCAGUUUGAUAAGUUUGAUAUCCUUGGACUUAUCCCAAAACUAUUUGUUUGGCAUGAUUCCAAAAUCCUUGGAGUCACUUCAUGAUCUCAAGUUUAUAAAUCUUUCUUAUAAUAGGUUAGAAGGUGAGAUUCCCAACGGUGGACCUUUUACAACUUUCACAGCUCAAUCUUUCAUAUUUAAUAAAGCACUUUGUGGAAAUGCACAACUACAAGUCCCACCAUGCAGGAAAAUGAAGAGGAAAAGGUCAAAUGCAAAUCUGUUUUUCAUCAAAUGCAUAUUGCCUAUAAUGUUGUCAACCAUUUUGGUUGUUUUAUUUGUGUUCCUUCUAAUUAGGCGUCAAAGAAAGAAUGAUGGUGAUCCUUCUGAAGUAAGUUCAUCAAUUUUACCAGCAACAAGAAUGAUUUCCUAUAAUGAACUUUCACAAGCAACCAAUGGAUUUGAUGAGUGUAAUUUACUUGGUAAGGGAAGCUUUGGUUCAGUGUUCAAAGGUAUACUUCCAAAUGGGAUGGUUGUUGCAGUCAAAUUAUUUAAUCUGGACUUGGAAUUAGAAUCAAAGAGCUUUCAUGCAGAAUGUGAAGCAAUGCGCAAUCUGCGUCAUCGAAAUCUCAUCAAGAUCAUCACUAGUUGUUCAAAUUUUGAUUACAAGCUUUUAGUAAUGGAAUUCAUUCCCAAUGGGAGCCUUGAAAGAUGGUUGUAUUCUCAUAACUAUUGUUUAGGCUUCUUGCAAAGGCUAAAUAUAAUGAUAGAUGUGGCAUCUGCAUUGGAUUAUCUGCAUCAUGGUUCUUCGCCAACUGUGGUUCAUUGUGAUGUAAAGCCUAGUAAUGUCUUAUUGGAUGAAAACAUGGUUGCCCAUGUUAGUGACUUUGGUAUUGCCAAACUCCUAGAUGAAGGACAAUCUAAAGAAUAUACCAACACCAUGGCUACAAUCGGCUACAUUGCACCAGAGUAUGGAUCCAAGGGGACUAUCUCUACUAAAGGAGAUGUAUAUAGUUUUGGGAUUAUGUUGAUGGAAACAUUCACAAGAAAGAAGCCAACAGAUGAGUUGUUUGUUGCUGGUUUGAGCAUGAAAGGAUGGAUUAGUGAAUCAUCACCCCAUGCAAUUACCCAAUUUGUGGAUUCCAAUUUGUUACAGGAUGAACGUAUUGAUGAUAUAACAGCAUCUGUAUCAUCUAUUUUUAGAAUGGCCUUGAAUUGUUGUGCAGAUUUACCUGAAGAACGAAUGAAUAUGACAGAUGUUGCUGCAUCAUUAAACAAAAUCAAGUUCAUGUUUCUGAAAAUUAAUGACUAG